AUGCGUACGCUCGAACGCCUGAUUGCGUUCAAUUACUGCAGGGCCACCACAAGCAGUUCGAUUGCAACAAAAGCAGACGAUAGCUCCGAUAGUGAUGCCGAGCACUCAGAAUCUGGGCAACCACUAUCUGGUCGUAAUUUUACCUCUGUUCGACCUCGAAAGGCAAAAAAGGGGCCUUUCGAUUUCGAGAACCUGAGGAUGGUCCAGGAGCUCAGCAAUGAACAUACUGGAGCCGUAUGGUGUGUCCGCUUCUCUGUGUGUGGUCGUUUGAUGGCAACUGCUGGACAGGACAACAUCAUUCGGGUGUGGGCUGCUCUUAGUCAUUUGAGAUACUUCAUACAAAUAAGAGAAAGAUAUCAGCAGAGGACUUCUAAUGUUUCCGCUUCUUCUAGUCAGGAGUUCCAGUCAUCGUUCCACAAUGUAGAUUCGUUUAGACCUUCGAGAUGCUCAGGCGAAUUCAGCUGUGAAGAAGAGUCUAAUAACAUAUUUGCUUCGAAGCCUUAUGCUGUCUUCAAGGGUCACACUGCUGACAUAUUAGACUUGUCAUGGUCAAAAAACUACUUCAUUCUCUCCUGUGGUAUGGAUAGGACUGUGAAGUUGUGGCAUUUGUCGCGUAAUGAGUGCUUAUGUUGCUUCCAACAUGUCGACUUUGUCACAUCUGUAGCAUUUCUGCCGAAGGACGACCGUUAUUUUCUUUCUGGAUCGCUUGAUGGAAAGCUGCGGAUGUGGCAUAUACCCGACAAAAAAGUUGCUGUGUGGAAUGAAGUUCCUGUGAAAUUCAUAACAGCGAUGACAUUUGUGAAGAACGGGAAGUUUGUAGUUGUGGGAACAUACAACGGGCGCUGUUUCUUCUACUCGACUGAUCAAUUGAAAUACCACACCGUCGUGGAUGUACGUUCAACCCGUGGCAGAAAUGCCAAGGGUCACAAAAUAACUGGCUUAGCUGUUCACGGGGACAAGUUAUUGGUUACUUCUAAUGACUCCCGUAUACGGAUGUAUGAUGUACGAGAUAAAGCACUCACUUGCAAGUUUCGUGGAGCACAGAAUGAACGGUCACAAAUACGUGCGGCCUUUUCACCUGAUGGGAAACAUAUUGUUUGCGGCUCAGAGGACAGGUUUAUUUACUUAUGGCGCAGUGCUCAUUUGCCAUCUACCUUAUCCGUACGGAAAGAUCGCAAUGCUAUGUGGGAAAGAGUUCGUGCCCACAGUGCACCUGUCUCUGUAGCUGUCUUUGCUCCAAAACCACAGGUGUUUCCCUCUGUAAUGGCAAAGCUUGAAGACGAAAACCGUGAGACAGGUUCUGGUGGUCACGUUAUUGUCAGUGCUGACUUGCAGGGAUGCAUCAAAAUCAUGGUCAACAGACUGAAAUCUUUUAAAUCAGGUCAUGGUGUAUUCAUUGGUUGA
Necator americanus (New World hookworm) is the source of this 1404-nucleotide messenger RNA. RefSeq lists its product as uncharacterized. The record is from RefSeq and is a predicted model, not a curated record. The transcript is spliced from 12 exons. Gene Ontology annotation, molecular function: protein binding. Bases 1 to 1404 code for a protein of 467 amino acids. NCBI's taxonomy places the organism in Eukaryota, Metazoa, Nematoda, Chromadorea, Rhabditida, Ancylostomatidae.